Messenger RNA from Linum trigynum, 2416 nucleotides. Lineage: Eukaryota; Viridiplantae; Streptophyta; Magnoliopsida; Malpighiales; Linaceae. The record is from the annotation of a GenBank genome assembly.
UCACCAUCGUUAGUGCUUUGUCAGCACCGUUAAUAUGGUUUCCGUUAAGUUGUAACGAAAGUGAUGGACGGUGAGUUUUUAAAUUGAUUUUAGUGGUUUAGUUGAAUUAAAAACGAGUCUAGUGGUAAACAUAAAUUAAUUAAGCAAGUAUAGUGACCAAUGGUGAUUUUCACCCCCGUUCUCCUUCUCGCUACUCUCUUGCUUCUACUCGUUGGAUUCCUUCUCGUCUUUCUUGGCAAUGGCUGUGCUAUUGUUGCUGCCGCCUUUCUUCUUCUCGUGCUGGUGCUUCACCUCUCUGUCGCCGCCAUUGUUCGGAUUCGGCUUCUGGUCAUUGUUCCCGCCGCAGCCACCAUUGUUAAUGUUUUUCUUCAGAGAAACUCAAGGAGUGAGAAGAAAGGAGAAGGCGAAGGUGAAUGGGUAUUUAAAUACCAGGAGAGCGAGAAGAAAGAAGAAGACGAAGGUGAAUGACUGAAUGUUCAUUAUUUUUAAAAAUUGACAUGUCAUUAAAUUAACGAUACAUCUAUUUGCCACGUAACAAAAAAACUAAUGGAGUUAAUAGAGCUUGAAGGAGACUAACGACCGGUGAUCAAUGGUGAAUGAAUCGUAAAGUUAGUGGCAAAUAAGAAAGAAAAGUAAUUUGGGUGGCAAACGUGAAAGAUUUAUGUAAUUUGAGUGACCAAAUGUGUAAUUUAGUCACUUUAAAACAUUAAAAAAAUUCCAAACUUAAAAAUUUAUUGGUCUAUUUUGACAAGAUAUUUUGUCACUGACAAAAAAAAUAAUUCUCCAAUAUGAGGAUUGGAAUUAUUAUUAUUAUUAUUUUUUUUUGCCAAAAGUUCAUUUGUAUUAUCAAGAGAAAGAGAUACCAAUGUUUACACCACCUAAAAGCCAAACCAGAAAAUCAAACCCACAAACUCGUAUUGGAAACAAAGAAAGAGUCCUUUUGGUUACCAAAUGAGUUGCCGGAUUGGUCUCUCUGCCUCGAAAUCCAACCGAAAACACUGAAUAAUUGCAUGAGUUGGGAUAUCUCUUCUAAGAUAGCUCAACCUUGUUCAUCACAAGUUUUGUGAUCCCUGAUUUUGGAAAUAACAACUUGAGCAUCAUCCAGGAAUGAGACUUCUGUAAGACAUUUCAAAGAGCACCAUCGAAAUGUGUGCCGGAAAGCCAUUAACCCACUCACAUAUGGAUCCGUCAAACCUGCAUAUAUAAAGCCUUGCACAAAUAACACACUCCCCUCUUGAUCCCAUACCACAAUCCCACCAUAGGCAUGGGACCCCAUCCUUACCGCACCAUCAACAUAACAAAUAUAAGGCGUUGUGAGACUCCUCUCCAACAUCUUGUGUGCUAUAAUAAGAUUACCCACAACCCUGAGUCCAGGAAACUCCACCCAUUCCCUCACCUUAUUAUAAUAUUGGCGUAGCAAUGCAUCUGUAGAAUAUUGGAAAUGAUAAAAAAACUACCCAGUUUCUAGAUUUCUAGAUCCUCCAUAACAAUGCCACUAUCUGCAUUAUCCUGUCUAGUUCUACGAUCCGCUAGAGCAUACGGCGAGAGACCAACGCCAUAUCAUCCCUUCCAAACCUUAUCAUUCUCCCAUCAAACCACUCCGUAUCCAUAGUUUUUCAGCCACCCUGCAGGUCAAGAAUAGAUGCUCUAUAGACUCUAGCGGACCCCAACACACCGGGCAUCUAAAUGGUCCUACUCCACCCUUCUCGCUCAAUGCUUCCAUAGUAGGCAAAAUAUGACGCAUCAAUUGCCACACAAAACUUUUGUUUAGGCGGAAUUGGGAAACUCCACAUCUUCUUCCAAUAACUCAUAUCCCAAAAGGACACUCCGUCCUUUCAUCCUGACAAUCCUCGCUUAAUCUGGACUGCAGUAUGAUAUCCUGACUUAACAUAAUAGCAACCAUCAACCUCCUUUACCCAAAUCAGCUUAUCCCGAACUGAAUGUCUCGAUAAAGGAAUACUCAUUAUCUGCAACUUCACCUCCUUCAGAAAACACUGAUCCAAACAGUCCUCACACCAAGACCCCUCCCCCGGAAUAAUUAAAUCACUCACCAUCGACAGCUCAUCCAGUGGCGCUAAAGCCAAAAUCGACAACUCUUUACCAGAAAAACCAGAACCCAUGAGUCACCCAAAACCCAAAUGGCAUCACCCGACCCUACUUGGUAGUAUAACUCUUUUCUCAAUAGGUCCCGCCCACAUAAGAUACUAUGCCAUCCCCACGAAGGACAAGAACCCUCUCUAUCACCCAGAAUAACCCCUACGACAAAGAGUUUUCCUUUUAAGACUCGAGCCAAUAAGCACUCUGGUUCGUGCAGGAUCUGCCAUGCCACCUUAGCCAACAAUGCCUUAAUAUCCUAAAAUUGUCGAAAUCCUAAUCCUCCAUCAAAUUUACUCCGACAUAAAUUUCUCCAGGACAC